AAGAUGUUUUCUACAAUUUGGUUGCACCUUUUCACGACGAGCUGCAUUGUCUCCAACGCUCUUCCCGCUUUGGCUGCUCUCCUCCAUGAUCCCUCAGAGUUACCUACAGGGAAGGUCUAUGACUACGUUAUUAUUGGGUCUGGUAAUGCUGGUGGUGUUGUUGCAAGUCGGCUGACCGAGGACCUUGCCGUCAAUGUCCUUGUUAUUGAAGCUGGUGGCAAUGACGCGGGCGACGACCCUGUCUCGCAACGCAUUCCAGUCCCGCUCAUGGGGAUCUCGCUGCAGAAAUCGACGAUUGACUGGAAUUUCACCACAACACCGCAGAGGGGUUUCUACAACAAGACAAUGCAUUAUGUCCGAGGCAAAGUCCUCGGCGGCUCGACAACACUCAACUUGCUGACACACACUCGUGGAUCAUCCGACGACUACGAUAGAUGGGCGCAAGUGACUAGUGAUGAAAACUGGAGUUGGGAUCGGCUCGAACCAUACAUGCGCAAGUUAGAGCAACUGACACCUUCGACGGAUGGCCACGACAUCUCACAACAAAUCGAUGUAUCGGCCCAUGGAACUGAUGGACCGCUUUCAAUCUCGCUCCCAAACUACUCUCUCCAUGUCGACGAUCUGAUUGAAAAAGCGGCUCACGAGCUCCCAAAUCGUUUUCCAUUUAACAAGGACCUGAACACAGGCAGCCCUAUCGGAAUCAGUUACAACCAGAAUGCCAUCAGGAACGGUGUACGGGAGAGUGUUGCGUCAGCGUAUAUUCGCCCUGCGCUCGCACGGGGCGAUAAUCUAGACGUACUGCUCAACACUCAGGCGCUCAAGCUCUCUCCUACAGAAUACACUGAUGGCAAGCCUUCCUUCCGCACUGUUCACUUUGCUACUGGGCCUCAUGCACCAGUCCAUACUGUGACCGCCAAGACUGAAGUCAUAGUCAGCUGCGGCUCAGUAUCGACUCCCCAACUCCUUCAGCUGUCCGGCAUCGGCGAUGCCGCGAAACUCAAAGCCGUAGGCGUUGAGCCUAUUCUCAACCUUCCAGACGUAGGCCAGCACUUGCAAGACCAUGCUCUGUUUACGCAGCCCUACGUUGUUUCAGAAGGCAACCCACUUGACAUGUUCACACAAAAUGAGACCUUCCAGGGCGAGGCGCUGAAGGAGUGGCAGGAAACAAAGAAAGGCAUCAUGGGACUUUCUUUUUCCAGUCAGACGGGUUGGCUGCGCUUGCCUGAUGAUUCUUCGAUAUUUGAAUCCACUCCGGACCCAAGCGCAGGAAAGAAAAGCCCUCAUUUUGCGCUCAUCUUCACGCCAACGUUCGUGACAGCCUCACUCAAGCAUGGCUCCACAAACGGAUUUCUCACCCUCUCCAACAUUGUGGCCUCUCCUUCAUCUCGUGGAUCAAUCUCCAUCACCACUUCUGACCCAUGGACACAGCCAGCCAUCGAUCUGAAUCUACUCACUACCGAAUUCGACAUGUUCUGCAUGAAAGAAGCUGUCAAGAUGUCGCGCGAGUUUCUUACUGCGCCAUCUCUCGUCAAUUUUGUCCAGGGCCCCUUCGGCGGGUUGGCUGACAUCAAAACUGACGAGCAGCUUGAAGAGUACAUUCGUAAAAAUACCGGCACGAUCCAUCACGCGGUCGGCACGGCGCGCAUGUCAAGCCGCGAUUCGAAGGAGGGCGUGCUCAACCCGGAUCUGAGUGUCAAGGGCUCGCACGGGCUGCGCGUUAUCGACGCAUCGAUCUUCCCUUUCUUGACGGCUGCGCAUACAAUGGCGCCCGUGUACAUCAUUGCUGAGCGGGGAGCAGACAUCGUCAAGAAUGCGGCUUUACACGCGAAUCUAGGGACGCAGGAGCCUAAGAUGCAGGAGGUGUUAGGAAACGCGAAGGCGCCGCGUGUAGCUCGCUCAGAAGUUGAACUCUAG
Messenger RNA from Heterobasidion irregulare TC 32-1, 1914 nucleotides. RefSeq names its product aryl-alcohol oxidase 2 (gene aao2). The record is from RefSeq and is a predicted model, not a curated record. The coding region runs from base 4 to 1914 and encodes 636 amino acids. The transcript is spliced from 11 exons. Gene Ontology annotation, molecular function: flavin adenine dinucleotide binding; oxidoreductase activity, acting on CH-OH group of donors. NCBI's taxonomy places the organism in Eukaryota, Fungi, Basidiomycota, Agaricomycetes, Russulales, Bondarzewiaceae.